This is a messenger RNA of Orbicella faveolata, 1614 nucleotides long. Its product is annotated as CDK-activating kinase assembly factor MAT1-like. The record is from RefSeq and is a predicted model, not a curated record. Gene Ontology annotation, cellular component: transcription factor TFIIH holo complex. NCBI's taxonomy places the organism in Eukaryota, Metazoa, Cnidaria, Anthozoa, Scleractinia, Merulinidae. Gene Ontology annotation, molecular function: cyclin-dependent protein serine/threonine kinase activator activity. Gene Ontology annotation, biological process: positive regulation of cyclin-dependent protein serine/threonine kinase activity; nucleotide-excision repair; regulation of transcription by RNA polymerase II.
GAAAAUGGCUGCGAUCGUGGAACUUUGAAAGCGGAAGCGUAAAUUUAAAUUGUGUUAAGUGUUGUGAAAUGCUUCAAUCAUCAUGGAUGACUGGCAAACUUGUCCUAGAUGUAAAACUACAAAAUACAGAAAUCCCAAGCUGAAGCUUUUGGUGAAUGUUUGUGGCCAUAAAUUAUGCGAAGGAUGCGUGGAGACACUUUUCACAAGACCCUCUGCAGCAUGUCCUGAAUGUAACACAGCACUGCGACGUAACGACUUCAGGGUCCAACAGUUUGAAGAUCUCAUUGUUGAGAAGGAGGUGGACAUCAGAAAAAGGAUUUUGAAGAUUUACAACAAGCUUGAGGAUGACUUCCAAUCAGAAUCAGAUCCUCUAAGAGCCUACAAUGACUAUCUGGAAGAUGUAGAGAACAUAAUUUGGAAUCUUGCAAAUGGUCAUGAGGUAGAGGAGACAAAGAAGCAAAUUGACAAAUACAAAAAAGACAAUGAAACCCUAAUCAGGAAAAAUAAUUUCAAACUGGGAAGAGAGGAAGCUCUGGUUAUGUCCCAAAUUGAGGAAGAACAGAAACAGGAAGAGCUGCGCCGAGCACAGGCAGCUUUGCUGGAGAAACAAGAGAAGAAUGACAAGAAGAAAGAAAAUGAGGAAUUUCUCAACCAACUGGCAAAAGGAGACCGUCCUCUUGAUGACAUCAUAGCUGAACAUGCAAGUAAAUUGCAGAAAAAAUCUUUGCUGUUCUCCGCGAGCAAUUCUAAGCUAUCUUCAAUGCAAAAAGAAACAUUUGCUCCCUUGCCAACAGCUGAGGGACCCGCAUUUGUGUAUGUCGCCCCAGAAGUGAUAAACGAUGGACCAACUGUUCCUGAUAUGGAGGUCCUAGCUGCCAGAGGGUACCUGCGACAUGUCCGUAAUGCUACAGACAGUGAGAGGGCAGGAGGCUACAUAUCAGAGCUGGCUUGUGGAAGAGCUAUACAGGAUGCUUUUUCGGCGCUCUAUUUGGGUGCUGAGUUGUAGUUGAACAUUUCACAAAACAAGAACAACUCCUGCUUUGUGAAGGAAAACAUCGUUGCAUUGUUACUUUGUUGGAUAGGUAACUUUCAUUCAGCGUAUCUCCGUUUAGGUGUUGAAUGGUCUUGAAAGGCAAGAACAUUGGUGACGUUUACGUAGAGCAGUUUCAAAUGACUUUUCCUUCAAGUGCUAGUAGAGACCAAAACAAUCACGUGGCCAAACCCUGCAGCCAAAAAUAAUCAAAUGAACCAAUCAAAACAGAGAACCUGAGGCGAUAACAAGCAUGGCAAACUGAUGUAGCCAGGGAAAGUACUUGAUGGAAUGCACAGCAGAACUGGCGGAAAUUUAAGGCAGGAAAAGUGACGAAAGUCAAAUCACGAUUUGUUUUCGUUUUGCAGUGGCCAAAAUGUAAAUAUCUUUGUGCUGGCUGGUUAGAGCAAUAACAGAGCUUAUUGUACGCCAUAACGAACCAACCAGUUGGUUACUUUUGUAUGUUAGCCGAGUAGCGUGCAGCGUCCGUUUUAGGUCAGAGUGGUUAAAAAGCCUUGAAAGAUAGACCAACCCCGUAAUUUUUUGAUGCAAUAAAUUGAAUUGUGUUAAAUUGUAUUAAAACA